Molecule: messenger RNA, 3826 nt
Organism: Ochotona curzoniae (black-lipped pika)
Lineage: Eukaryota; Metazoa; Chordata; Mammalia; Lagomorpha; Ochotonidae
Gene: TSPYL4
Product: TSPY like 4
Exons: 1
Coding region: 8-1246 (412 amino acids)
Biological process (GO): nucleosome assembly
Cellular component (GO): chromatin; nucleus
Molecular function (GO): chromatin binding; histone binding
Source: RefSeq, a predicted model, not a curated record
UCCCAAAAUGAGCGGCCUCGAAGGCGGCAACAAGCUCGCGCUCUCCGAGACUCCCGGCCUCGCUGCUCCCGAGCACGCCCCAGGAGAUUCGGACCUAAGCCAGUGCCAGGGGCUCCGUGCAGAGACCGAAGAGACACCGGCCAUGGCGGAUGCAGGUGGGGUCGGUCUGGAAACCGCCGCAGAGGAAGGUACACCCCGGGAUGCCGUGGACUGCGGUCCUGCGCUCAGCCCGAUCGCUGCGAACCACGGCGGUGCGGCGAGCAAAGCGGCACAGGGAGAUGCUACGUCCCCCACGCAGGGCUCCGAAGCCGCCUGUGCCUCCAUGGCAGCAGACAACAGCCAGAAAAAUGGCUGUCAGCCUGGAGAGCCGCGCAGCCCAGCUGGGCAGAAGGCUCUAGAAGCCAGCGGCGCAGGGGGGUUGGGGUCUUUGGUGAUCUCUGGGGCCAAAGCCAAAGAGAUGACGACUAAGAAGUGCGCCAUCACUGUGGCAGCAGAGAAGGAGGGAGAAGCUGAGGCGGGGAUGGAGAAGAAAGCUGCACCGAAGGAAAAGAAGGUGGUGGGAGGAGUGAAAGAGGAGGCGCGGCCCAGGGCUCCGAAGAUCAAUAAUUGCAUGGACUCGCUGGAGGCCAUUGAUCAGGAGCUCUCUAACGUCAAUGCCCAGGCUGACAGGGCCUUUCUUCAGCUGGAGCGCAAGUUUGGCCGAAUGCGAAGACUUCAUAUGCAGCGCAGGAGCUUCAUUAUCCAAAAUAUCCCGGGGUUCUGGGUCACUGCCUUUCGGAACCACCCGCAGCUGUCGCCUAUGAUCAGUGGCCAAGAUGAAGACAUGAUGAGGUACAUGAUUAAUUUGGAAGUGGAGGAGCUUAAACAUCCCAGAGCAGGCUGCAAAUUCAAGUUCAUCUUUCAGAGCAACCCCUACUUCCGAAAUGAGGGGCUGGUCAAGGAGUAUGAGCGCAGAUCCUCUGGCCGGGUAGUGUCUCUGUCCACUCCGAUCCGCUGGCACCGAGGCCAAGACCCCCAGGCUCAGAUCCACAGGAACCGGGAAGGGAACACGAUCCCCAGCUUCUUCAACUGGUUCUCCGAUCAUAGCCUCCUCGAAUUCGACAGGAUUGCUGAGAUUAUCAAAGGAGAACUGUGGUCCAAUCCCCUCCAAUACUACCUGAUGGGUGACGGAGCCCGCCGAGGAAUUCGAGGCCCACCAAGGCAGCCCGUGGAAAGCCCCAGGGCCUUCAGGUUCCAGUCCGGCUAAUCUCUGCCCUCCUCAGAAGCUCCUGCACAAGUUUCCUUACCAUCUCCUCCUGGACUUAACGCUUGACCAAUAGCAUGCAGUCUUCUCUCUGCCUUCUCUUCAUACUGGAUCACUGUGUCCUCUGGACUUUCCGAAUCUUCAACAGAUUGUGCUUAGGUGCCUGUGCUCGUCUCCUUCUGGGCCUUCAUGCUCUUCUGCGUAGUGUUACUGUUCCAGGUGCAUGGCCUCCUUCUGAUGCUUCUAUGACAAGCUCAUGAUGCUGUAGAUGCGUAUUGUCUUUGCAUGGCUUGAGCCCUGUCUGGGACUAUGGUCGUCUUGUAGUUAUCUAAGUGGUUCUCUCCUACAAGAAAGCUUGAUCCAUUUUGAAAAAUAACUAUCUGGGCUUCAUACUUCAUGCUGCUGUGCUCCUGAUAAUUCAUAUGCUUAAGGCAUGCUCUGAUUUGCACCACCACAAGAUGAGAAACUGAUAUCCCAAUUCAGCCAUCAACUGAACUGGACAUUCCAGGCUACCACUGACUGGAUGCCAGGUGCCUCCCAGAGCUUAGGCCAUCUACCAUGCUGGUUAUUUGGCAGAACAAGCAGGUGGCUGGUGGGUGACUGCUAGGUAUGAGAAUUAAGUAACAGAGAAGAGGCAUUUCUGUGUUACAACCUGGACUUUUCCCUUUGAUGACUCUGCUUUGGGACCAGCUACUGGUGAGUAUGAAGGUCUGUGUUGGAGCUCACCCCUACUUGCUAGGCACAGUUCACUAAUGUCUGCCUGGAGAGCUAUCUGUGGUUCAUUCCCAGACACAUGCAGGAAACCCACACCAGCACCCCCUCGCCCCUUUAGACAGAUUGGUCUGGCCUAAGUAACAAGCCAACCCAAUCCAAGGCCGGCCGGGUCAGACCUCUCCCAGCAUUUAGCUUUACUGAUCUCUGACCAACAAACUAUGGUUAAUCUGGACAAUUCAGAUUACCACAGCCCCUAGUCACUCUCCCAUUACCAUCCUGAACAUGGCAGAAGUUAUCAGGAUUGUGGGGUACUGAAGAGAUGGUUAUUUUCUGGAAUGUGGUGUUUCUUAAUCCUCUUAGGUUAAGCUCAUUCUUUCCCUGUUUCUUGAGCAAUUCAGGAAACAAAACUGCCCAGCCAUCUUUCUGUUUAACCUCUGGGGUUGCGUCCAGAGAAGGGUACUGUGAAACAGACUCCAGAUCUCCUAUUGCCCUCAUCCCCCUACAUCGUUUACUUUAAAGGUGUGGAAAGUUUCAGAGAGAUCUGUAAUUAUUUAAGGGCGAUGUUCUUUUAGGCUAACCUUGACAUACCCAGCCCCUCCAAUUCUUCCCAAACCCCUGUGUUUCUUUAGUUUGAGAAGCUGAGGCGAGGAAGAGAGGGGUUCAGGACAGGCCUCAAAACAAGAUAUAACCGGAAGCGACCAGAAUUUAGUUUCCUUCCACUUUCGAAAGAUGAUGAUUCUUUCUUGGUCCUUGGACUUCUCAGAAAUGGUCCCAGAGUUGGAUCUUGUAGGUCACCCUGUUCUCUGUACUGUUUUACUACUGCUCUGUUGUCCCAUGGGCCUCAACUGCCUGGUUGCCUUGGUCCUCAGUUUCCAGUUCUGCAUUUCCUCUCAGCUUUUGCUUUAACAAAGAAAGGGCUGCCUUUGGCUGAGAUGUCCUAUGACAUCUGUCAAUUUCCAGGGUAAGUUCCAAUGAGUGGGGCAGUGGUGGUGUUAGGGCUGUGUUAGGUGAGCUUAAGGUGUUGCUGAUGGCCACCCAUUGUCCUUUUCCUUUCCUUUUUCGAGGCUUUGCUCUGAGUCUUUGAAGGUUUAUAAGACAAAAGUCACAAGCAGUGGAAAGGAUGCCUUAGAUGGGGGAAACUAAGUAAAGACCCAGAAGUAGAAAUCCCUUUGUGGAGUGGGCUUGCAAAGGCCAGUUGAAAAAGCAAACGUAGGAUCAGAGGGAGGAGGGGAGGUCCGUUAGGAUACAGAUAAGAGAAUCAAGGCUUGGGGUUUAAAUGAGAUGUUUACAGGAAGAUUUUUCUCCAGUGUUUCCUAACUCUUCAGAUUUGCGAAUGUAUCUAGAUUCUUCUCUCUACUGUUCUAGGAGUGACCUUUGUAUAUGUGGAGGAUUAACGCUAUAUGCUCCUUAAUUCAUUUUGCAUAAAAUUGUUCCUUUCUCCAUUACAGCUUAAUGACAGAUUUGAUGUUUACAUGUCUACUUCUCUUGUAAUUGAGAACAUGUACAAAAAUACGUUUCGUGUCCUGUGAAGUUUGAAGACUUCUUGAAUAUUCUGUAGAUUAGCUUGUUCUGGUCUCUGUUCAUAUAUAACUUUGGUCUUAGAAAUAAAACUUGAAUAUUGUGAUCUUUGAAGAGUCAAAAAUUUUUCAAUUGUUGCUAAGUCUUGUGAAAGUGGUCUUAAACUGAAAAAUACAACUUUGUGUCUCACUUGACAUUUCUUGCCCUAGUUAUAAUGUACUUGUAUGUUUCCUAACCAGUUUAAAUACUAGUAGAAUUACUCUCAACAAGGAUAAUUAGUAUUUUGUCUUCUAUGUGCUUGAAGGAAAAAUGUCACUACUGUACUUCUUUUCACCAAAAAUAAAGAUAAAU